UCUCUCUCUCUCUCUCUCUCUCUGUACUGUAUAAGUACAGAUCUGUGAUGGAGACCCCAUCACACCGCAGUUCACUUUUACGCAGUGGAGAUGAGCGCUCGGAUAGCGAAAUCCAACCCGGCCAUGAAACUGAUAGUGCUCUUCACAGCUUCUCUUUCCUGGGCCUUCCAGCAGCAGGCCGUACCACCGAAGUACCAGUACCUCGACCCCGUGACGUCUGACCUCCUAAUGUGCGACCAGUGCCCUCCUGGUACGGCUGUGAAACGACACUGCACUGCCGACACACCCACAGAGUGUCAGCCCUGUCCUGAGAAGCAUUUUGCUGAGAACUGGCACUGGGGCGACACGUGCCAAUACUGUACCUCGGUGUGUAAGGAGAGGCAGCUCGUCAAGCAGCAGUGUAACAGCACUCAUGACCAGCUGUGUGAGUGUGCUCCAGGGUUCCACCUCGUGGUGGAGUUCUGCAUCAAACACAGUACCUGUCCUCCCGGCCAGGGGGUGACAGCUUCAGGCACGGCGGUGAGCGACACGGUGUGUAAACGCUGUCCCGCUGGUCAUUUCUCCUCCAGUGACUCCUCCACCGAGCCAUGUCGGCCCCACAGAAACUGCUCAGAUUUGGGCUUGAAGACACUUAGAUGGGGCACAUCCUCUUCAGACAAUCUUUGUAGCACUCAGGACAAGACGCCAACACUGGAGUGCUCUCAGCAUCACACUCUGUGCCACAAUGAUGUGACUCUGUGUGAGGAUGCAGUCUACCAGUCACUCUCCUCGCUGCGACUGUCCUCGGUGCCCCUGGAGCGGCUGUUGGAGAGUCUUCCCGGGCGAAGGGUGGAUCGUAAGAGCCUGGAGAGGCUGAAGAAGGCCUGCUCUCCCCAGCAGCAGGUCCACCAGCUGCUGCGACUGUGGAGGGAGCAGAACAAAGACCAGGACAAGCUGUAUGGCAUCAUUCAAGGUGUGAACCACUGCGAGAGGAAAGUCUCCCGCUGCCACAGCCUAAAAAACCUGACCCUAGAUGACCUCCUGAAGGUCACAAACAGCCUGCCUGGGAUCAAAGUUCAGCAGGAGGAUGUCCGGGCUGUGUUCUCUACCUGUCUGCCCAGGCAGUACAUCCUGCAGCUUCUUCACCUCUGGAAGACAGUAAACUAUGACUUGGAUCUAGCCAAAGGCCUGUCCCACAGUCUGAGGGUGAUGCGCAGCCAGGGGGCACCACGCUAUCUGGUGAAAGGCCUGAAGAGGAUCAGCCGCAUUGUAGGAGUCACUUCUGCGCACAAGAUGUAUGAGAAGAUGUUUGUCAGUAUGCUUCAGGAUGAGUCGUGUUUUAAGGCUCUGAAGCCAUUAAACGAAUAGAGAAUUCGGUGGUACGAACAGGAAUAUAUGUCAUCUAAAGAAUGAACAGACACUAAUGCAUUGUCACAUAGUGAGCACACAAACAUAAAAGGACACACAUUUAGUGAGCGGGGGGAUAAACGUAUGUGAGUAACAGACAUGGGUCAUUAUGUCAGGUCUUUAAGAUAUCACCAAUAUCAAGCAGUUCAUGUAGUGCCUCGAAGUAUUUUAUCUAGCUACAAAACAAAGGCAUGAUGAGAGGCAAAUUCUUCUUUUCUUGUCUGAUUUUCCAGCCAAACCCCAUACCAAAAUAAGGGCAUUUUGAUAAUAUGAGGUGACAAGGAAUGCUAAUAAAUUAACCCUGAGUCUAUAGUAUCUGUCUGCAAUGAUGAAUCUAAUAAACAUACAAAGAUUUUUUUAAAAAACUAUUACACAUCUGUGUGCUCCAAACAAAAAACCUAAAAAAUGAACUUUUUGACCAGAGUCUGUGAAAAAAUAAAAAACUAUUUAAGAUGUAAAUAGCACACUAUUUUAUGGAAGAUAGGCUGGCAAAUGUUGUGUUUUUAUUAAUAUUGCUUUCUCGCAGAUUGAGAGGAAGGAUUUGGUUUCAUAAUGAAAUACGUGUAUUUUCUAUAGUUUUCCUUUGUUUGUUGGAUUGUUAUGGACUGCUGGCAAGUAAAGCUCAUCUGAUUUUUUGAAAAAUUGUCAGCUUUAUGAAUGUACAAAGGAGUGCAAUGUGUUUUCUAUUUAAAAUAAUAAGAAGAAUUUUACUUUCUGAAUAUGUAAAGGCUUGUUUUUAUUACCUUAUCAGAAAUACUGGAUUCCAAAUGCUGCAAAUUCAUGAAGUGAUAUUUGUUUUAUAUUUUGUUUUAUCACUUUUAUAUUAUUAAAUGUAUGGUCUUUAUUGUAUAUAUGCCCGACUGGUCCUCUUUAAGCUUGUGUAACUUUGUGAACACUAAUGUCAAAUGAUCUGAUUAAAAUCAGUUUGUAAAAAUGCAUUGUUUCUUCAUAAAUAAGCUACUGCAGGACUGAACAGAUGACUGAGUUCUGCUGUUAUUCAGUAACUCAGAUCUCUGUUCAUGUUCAGAACCUGGAAACUGGCUGACUACCACUAUUAAUAAAACUUUGUCC
Messenger RNA from Scatophagus argus, 2457 nucleotides. RefSeq names its product tumor necrosis factor receptor superfamily member 11B-like. Lineage: Eukaryota; Metazoa; Chordata; Actinopteri; Scatophagidae. The transcript is spliced from 6 exons. The coding region runs from base 91 to 1347 and encodes 418 amino acids. Gene Ontology annotation, molecular function: protein binding. The record is from RefSeq and is a predicted model, not a curated record.